This is a messenger RNA of Anopheles bellator, 4128 nucleotides long. Its product is annotated as putative RNA-binding protein Luc7-like 2. The record is from RefSeq and is a predicted model, not a curated record. Gene Ontology annotation, molecular function: mRNA binding. The transcript is spliced from 5 exons. Gene Ontology annotation, cellular component: U2-type prespliceosome; U1 snRNP. Lineage: Eukaryota; Metazoa; Arthropoda; Insecta; Diptera; Culicidae. Bases 2462 to 3322 code for a protein of 286 amino acids. Gene Ontology annotation, biological process: mRNA splice site recognition.
GGUGAAACCAAUCGGUACUCCGUGAAGUUCUACGACAGCAAAGUAUGUAAGAGUUUUUUAUUAGGCUGCUGCCCGCACGAGAUCCUCGCCUCGACGACUCACUCACCACACGCCGCUUUUUUGUAUUUUAAAAGUAGCUCAAAACCCAUGUCCAAUGUCCAGCCAAUCAAGAUGGUUCGAAACCAUCCGAAAUAAGGGAAAGCGCGGGUGGGUGUGAUUGGUAAGUUCUACUACCCGCGAAUGUCCUCUGAGGUUGAAUAAUGGAUGGCGAAAUUCCAGAAAACUAUCAUAGCCAUGUUCUACCAACUUAUUAGCUAGUCAAAGAUCGUGGAUCAGAUGAUGAUUCAAUUUAGAACCAUUCACUAAAACAACAGCAGUAUUCACUGAGAGCAAAAAGAAUCGAAGUGAGACGAAAAGGGAAUAGCAUAUAAGAAAAUGUGUGGACUUGCUCGUCCUCGCUAGGACAGAAUAUCCUGACUAUCAGAGCACAGUUGCAGCGGAGAGAUGAAUGUAAAAAGGAUUGAAGCAGAGUUGUAAGUACACAGUCGCCAUACCAAAUGAAACCGAUAAAUCGUAUUGCUAUCGAACCUUCACUAGCGAACCCCAAACGACUAGGUUCGAGCAGAGAUUCCGGUUGAAGGAAGGUUCUGGUGAAUGCCAGCAGUCGUGCCUGGUUGUACGUAAGUGUUUCCCUUUUCUAACCGAUGCCAAUUGACUUUUUCUAUGCCAUGACCGGUCAACGAUAGCUGAUCUGUUUUAGCUGGUACGCUCAAGUUCCUCUCUCUCCCAAGAUGGGCAUACGGGCUGAUCGGGUAUGAAUGUGCCACGUUCUUAAUAUUCAAACUUACUCCCCUAUUGGAAACGAAAUCCUUAAAUACGAACGAUCUGUUACUGCAGAUAGACAAAUGGCUGUGCUAGACCUGAUACUCCCUUGAUCUGGGUUUCUCUGAACAAACGCCUCUUUGCUAUCCACUUUUGGGUACGUAUCAACACACGAAAAAACUAACAAAAAUCUGCAACUUGAUACUGGAAGGUGUCAAAUAUCCUUCCAUUGACCGGAUCAACCUGGUACAACGGGUACGUAAAAACUCUGAACAUGAAACCUGUGCUGUCAGCAGAAUAGCGAAUAUAAUGAUGAAUGUUGCUCAAAAUGGUGGGGUUUUUGCAACUGUCCGGGCGGGAGAGCCCCGUAGUAAUGAGCACAGUAAAAGGCCAUCGCGAGAAAAUAGGUAUGCCAAUGUUGAUAAUUUUGUAUUGUCCCCGUUUGGGCAGUUGCAACAUUCUUACCAUUCCCUUCAUUUACACGCGCUGGUUGGUUGUGGCCAGUUUUUUGACGAUAAGGUUUAAAAUGGACAUUAGUUUGCUAAAGUUUUCGUUUCAUGGUUUAAAUUGUAUCUCUUGUUUUGCCUGUCGAUAUUUUGCGAAUACUACCGUCGAACGUCCUUUCAAUAUGAUUAGUUUGUUAGAUUUUUAGAUAGCAUUUUCGAAGCAUUUCGUUUUUUGUUCAAUCGAAAUACAAGCAGCAACAGCUUUCCGAUUAAAGUUAGAUCAAUUGGCGCGAUUAUGUGCGGCAAUUAAUGAUACGUGUAGAAGCAGCCCUACGUACGUAUAUGUUUAUUAUUUUUUCUAGUGGAUAAGAUAAACUAAGCUUGGCCGGAGAUUAACUUCUGUUUGUUUCAUGAUCGUGUCACAAGACAUUUUGCCGAACCUGCCUCACUAGCGCUAAGAAAUGGUCUACGUACAAAAAUGCGUCAUCUUACCUCCGUACGUAUGCUAGUAGUUUGAACCAAACACACUACAUUCACUACGAAAAUCCCUCAAAUGCGUAAAAUUAUUAGCGAUCUUUAGCCAGACCCGUGCACCCGACCCGCGAGUUGGAGACAAAAGUCUCUGGAGUUGCAUAUUAAAUUGUAGGAUAUUCCAGCAAAAAGGGGGUUGUGUGGUUAUAGUUUUUGGUGAGUAACAACAACAAAAUCAUCAUAAAUCCAUUCAUUUAACUCUCAACCAGGUGCAUUGGAGGCGAUGGCGAGUGGCGCACUGUUUCGUUAACCAUUUCAACGAUUUUUUUCUGACUUUCAGGAACCAGCUUCGUAUUAUCGCGUUUCGGUUACAAACUGUCGCUGAUAGUCCUUCGGUAGUAUCGGAAGAAUUACAACUAAAAAUCUUCUGCCAUAAAUAUUCCAAAAUCGCAGUACAGUUUGUGGCUGAAGCGUGAAAAUGUGAAACCGAUCUCAGAUGACUCAUACGAGUGAGUGGCACAUAGUUUGCAAACUUACUAAUUUGUAUGAUGCUAUUACGAACUGAAAAUUUAUCACUUGUCUUAUGUUUUCGCCCUUUUGGCUCUCGUUUCGAGCGUUCCUUUUGGUUCUGUUUUCCUUUUCUUCGGCAAAAUGUACUAAACGACGUUCGUUCGGUUUCUUUUCAUUUCUCUUCCAUUUCGCACUUUGUUGCUACGUAGCGUAUGGAUCUUGGCGAAUGCCCAAAAGUGCAUGAUCUUGCCCUGCGCGCCGACUAUGAGAAUGCGUCCAAGAACAAGGACUACUAUUACGACGUUGAUGCCAUGGAACAUCUGCAGGCAUUCAUUGCUGACUGUGACCGUCGCACGGAGGCGGCCAAGAAGCGUUUGGCCGAAACACAGGAAGAGCUCACGGCAGAGGUGGCCGCCAAGGCGAACGCGGUCCACGAACUAGCGGAGGAAAUCGGUAAGAAACUAGCAAAGGCCGAAGCACUAGGUGAGGCGGGACAGGUAGAGGAAAGCAUGAAGCUGAUGUCCGAGAUUGAGGAAUUCCGCUCGAAGAAGAAUCGCGCCGAACAAGAGUAUCGCAGCUCCAUCCCAGCCAGCACCUACCAGCAGCAGAAGCUGCGCGUCUGCGAGGUUUGCUCGGCGUAUCUCGGCAUCCAUGAUAACGACAUUCGGCUGGCGGAUCAUUUUGGCGGCAAGCUGCAUCUCGGCUUUCUGGCCAUCCGUGAAAAAUUGGCUGAGUUGGAGAAAACUGCCGGGCCGCGCCAGAAGGAGUUGCGCAAAACGGGUCGUGAUCGCGAUCACGAAGAUCGCAGCAGGUCGCGUUAUGUCGGCGGACGAGAGCUCGAUCGACGCUCUCGAGCUCUUGCCCGCAGCCGCGAACGAAAGGAUUCAACUCGCGAUCAACGACCUACUGAGGAUCGGAAAGAAAAGAGUGAAGGGCGAGAUCGUGAGCAGCGCGACCGGCGGCGAUCGUCGGAUCGUAAUCGCCGUUCUCGAAGUCGCGAUCGUAGCCGCGAACGCGAUCGCCAUAACGAUCGUCGCCGCAGGUCGCGAUCGCGCGAGAGAUCCAGACGGUAAGCAUCUAUCAUACUGUAGACAUCCCCUUGAAGCAGGCAUACGGAUACACGGUAGCAGUGACAACAUAGAGGCAACAUGAAGCAGUCGGCGGACAUCAGCACCUUCCGGAUUGGAUAGCACAGAACCGUUCUUUGCUCCAGUGUUGGCAGUUAUUUGUAAGCAUAGACUAACAUUAUCCACUUGCCUAACCGUCAAUCUUAUUCUGCUGCAUAAACUGCUGCAACUAGGAAUAUCAUAAUUAGGCUCGACUUUGAUAAAAAAAAACAACUCUUCUUCACCGUGCGCAAUCCGUUGGGGGUCCGCGCGAAACAUGUUUUACUGUAAUCACAAAAACAAACAAUUGUAAUUAUUUUUCCCCGAAAUUUUUUAAAUGUAAAUUGCACCACCGAGAAUUAUCACACAUUUGCGAUCAAUUUUGCGGCAUCAAGUUCAAAAUACAACAAGAGCACUACGGGUGAAGUGGCUGCAGAGAUCUAGCCCUUGGCCAACACGUGGAUCGCAUGCUAGAAUCGUCCAAUUUUUAUCAAAAAUUACGGUUCUGCGGCCUUUUUUAGCAUGACGGAGCACUGUUAUUGGCAUGAAUUUUUGGACAUGCUGGAAAAGUGUGCACACAAAACGAACCCAUCUUGCAGUUCUGAUUUGCAUUUCUGCUACACUGCAUCCAUGGAAGGGUGGGAAAAUUACAUAUUAUAGAAAGGUAAUCAGAACUAGUUAAGCAUUUAUUUUAUUUUUCAAAAAUACAAAUCUCGGUUGAUUCCUAUACAGGUUUUGUAGAACGAUAGUUGAAAUAAAGUUGGUCUCUCGUG